Molecule: messenger RNA, 1597 nt
Organism: Ipomoea nil (Japanese morning glory)
Lineage: Eukaryota; Viridiplantae; Streptophyta; Magnoliopsida; Solanales; Convolvulaceae
Product: WD repeat-containing protein 82-B
Exons: 11
Coding region: 144-1142 (332 amino acids)
Cellular component (GO): Set1C/COMPASS complex
Molecular function (GO): protein binding; chromatin binding
Source: RefSeq, a predicted model, not a curated record
GUUCCAGCACGGUUUGGGGUUUAACGAAUAUUUGAUUUCAAUGCUUUCACGUUAAUUAGAAGGGAAGACUGGAAGAGGAGCUUGACGAAUAAUUUGCCCUUCUCCACCCGCUUAAUCUUUGCUAAAAUCCUCCUACAACAGCAAUGGCGGGUGGACAACCGGAGAGGGAAGACAAGGUUUCGCUGGAACUAACCGAAGAGAUUCUACAGAGCAUGGAAGUCGGCGUCACCUUUCGCGAUUAUAAUGGAAGAAUCAGUUCAAUGGAUUUUCAUAAGACAUCACCUUACCUGGUCACUGCCAGUGAUGAUGAAUCCAUUCGUUUGUAUGAUGUUGCAACAGCAGCGUGUUUGAAGACAAUUAAUAGCAAAAAGUAUGGUGUUGAUCUGGUUAGCUUUACUUCCCAUCCAACAACUGUAAUAUACUCUUCAAAGAAUGGGUGGGAUGAAUCUCUGCGGCUUCUCUCGUUGCAUGAUAACAAAUAUUUGCGGUAUUUCAAGGGUCAUCAUGACAGGGUUGCCUCACUUAGUAUGUGCUCCAGAAAGGAGUGCUUUAUUUCUGGCUCACUUGAUCGAACUGUUAUGCUCUGGGACCAAAGAGCUGAAAAAUGCCAGGGCCUUCUACGUACACAAGGAAGACCAGCUACUGCUUAUGAUGAGCAAGGGCUUGUUUUUGCAAUUGCUUUUGGUGGAUACAUAAGAAUGUUUGAUUCACGCAAGUAUGAAAAGGGCCCAUUCGAAAUAUUUUCAGUUGGUGGAGAUGUAUCUGAUGCAAAUGUUGUCAAGUUCAGUAGUGAUGGCAAACUUAUGCUUUUGACAACUUCGGACGGAAAAAUUCAUGUCCUUGAUUCAUUCCGUGGCACACUUUUGUCAACAUAUAAUGUCAAGCCUGUGUCAUCCGAUUCAACCUUGGAUGCAACUUUUAGUCCAGAAGGAAUGUUUGUUAUAUCAGGUUCAGGGGAUGGCAGUGUCUAUGCUUGGAGUGUUCGGAGUGGCAAAGAAGUUGCUUGUUGGAUGAGUACAGAUUCUGAACCUCCGGUUAUAAGAUGGGCUCCAGGAAGCUUGAUGUAUGUUACUGGUUCUUCUGAACUAUCAUUUUGGGUUCCAGACUUAUCAAAAUUGGCUGCUUAUGUGGGAAGGAAAUAGGAGCUUCUCCUAAAUGCUCCCCUAUUAUUUUUUUCCCUGGGUCUCAGCUUUUGAGAGGUACUUUAUCGAGCAUUAACCACUCAUGCGCAUGGCAGAAAUAUUCCUUUCCAUUAUAGUUAGUACAUGGUGCAUCAGAGAACAGUGCUGGACUUUCGACAUGCCUUUCUUGCUGCAACUUUCCUUGGAUCUUUACCCCCUGGAAGUCAACUCUUGAAGUUUCAUCUGCACAUUUGCUCUGGUUAAUGGAUGAGACUAAAUAUGCUCAUCAGCCAGUCUUUGGGUACUAAAAUGUCAUGUAAUACAGCUCUUUUACCUUGUUGAUUGUAUAUUUAGGAUUCUAGCUAGUUUAGUUUCUAAAUUAUACUAUUCCAAUUACUAUCUGCAUUAACUUGUGAUUGUAAUUAUUCAAAACACUCAAGGCACAUUGUGAACACUUACACACUUGCGCAAUGACA